AAUGGGGGGAGGAGAUUUUGUGCCGACUGAGAGGGAACCGCACGGGAGGAAAUCAGAAUCUCGGCAUGGUUUUAUACGUCGGGUUAGGCUUUUUGUGUCGGUGAUGCGUUGAUGUCUGCUUAGUUUGAACGUGAACGCCACAACGGACGGUUGGGCUUUCAUCGUCUUCGCCGACUGGUUGGUUGUUGCGGAAAGAGACAGACAGUGUGAAAGAACAAGAAAGAUAGAGCGAGAGGUUCGAGCCGUACGAUAGCCCGUACGUGCUAACAGCAUCUUCGAUAACGGAUUACAGUAGGCAGUAGGUAGCUCAUUCGCCUUAUUCCACCGAAGAAGAGCGCCUUCCCUUUAUUUCGCACGAACGAAAAAAACACACAUACACACACACAAUCAACCCGCCGCGUCCUCGCUGUACGGCUAGCGUAGCGAAAGGUCCACUACCACUGCGGAUUUUUGGUGAGAAAAGCCAAAAAGGGUUCCAGAGGGGUGGUGGGACCAGGCAGUACCGGUGUCACCAGGAAAAAAGGGUGUGACUCAGCGAUCAAUCCCGGCCAUUCGGAAGGAGGAAUUCUCUUCGGCGCUAGCUGAAUAUCAGUAAAUAAAUCCAGGAGACUAGACAACGUCCACACUACUACUGUACAGAGGUACCAACGAUCAUCUUAUACGAAGACAAGCAAACAUCACAGUUCAACGCUCAGGAUGAUUAUCAGGAGUUCGGGCCUGUUUGGGCUCGACCACCACACGAUGGUUUAUUUAAUAAUAGCAAUAGCAUUAACUCUGGUACCAGCGUCUAACAGCGCCCCGAUGUAUGAAAGUGAUCAGACAGAAUUGGAAAACUACGGCGAAUCGACUGGAUGCUACUACAACUACAAUCAUUACGGCGAGGGCGACCGUAUCAUGACGAACGAACCCUGCCUGAACUGCACAUGUCACGAUCGCAUGCUGAUGUGCUAUCUGCGCGUCUGCCCGUUCACGAAGGCGAUCGGGCAGGACUGCACGAUUGAGAAGCGGGAAGACCAGUGCUGUCCGGUCAUCACCUGCCCGGAGGUAGAAGUGCAGCUGCUCGAUCAUCAGACGACGGCAAAUCCCGCCCUCGGUGCCACCUCAUCCAGUGAGGUCGGUGCGCCCGAUCAGUACGGUUGCUCGAUCAAUGGACGCUUCUAUCCGGAAGGAGCUCAAGUGCCAUCAAAUCCACAAAAACCUUGUGAGCUGUGUUACUGUAUCCGCAACAUGACGACCUGUGUGAUGCAGGAGUGUACACUGCACAUCGACGGUUGCCAACCGAUCUACAACAAGGGUGUCUGCUGUCCAGUGAAAUACGAUUGCGAUCACGAUAAAGAUUCGACCCCGAUGUUGGAUGACGAAAGCACUACAACGGUGCGCCCAACACCUGGAUUCAUCCUCACCACGACGGUAUCGCCAUCGGUAUCGACGGAUUGUGUACACAACGGCGAAACGUACGCGGAUGGUGCGCUGAUCAUGACGGACAAACCGUGCGAGCACUGCUACUGCAUGCGCGGUGACAUCGUGUGCGCCGUACAGGAGUGUGGCACUCCUCUGGAGAAUGAAGGCAAGAACUGUACCGCACUGCCACCGGCCGUAGGACAAUGCUGUCCAGACAAAUACAUCUGCGAUGGUAGUGCUGCCGCCAUGCUGACGACCACCGUGCCCAGUAUUCCAACACCGGCCGAUGACGAUGCUGAUGAUGCACAGGAGAAGGACGAAGAUCAGCAGCAGUAUGACGAUAAGAAAUCUACAAAAUCUGAACAGGAAUCGGUACCGACUCAGACCACUCAGGCCACGCAGGAAAGUAGCACAACAAUGGCACCCAUGGGACAGAAGGUUCCGGAUGUAGUGCCGGCUGAUGAUGAUGAGGACGACGAGCAACAACAGCAGGAACAUGUGGCACCACAGUUCGAGGACGUCCAGACGGACGAUAGCCACGAAGAGGAUGAUGAACAGGUGCCAGAGAAGGUCGACGAUGAACAGCGAGUUGCGACUACGGCACAGCCAUCCGACAGUGAAGAGCUCGAUAUUGCAAGUGAUCACAUCCCCGGACACGAAGUACCGCAUAAGAAGGAGGAAACUACUACCGUGGAUGCCACCUUUGAUGCUGCUGCGGUGACUACAACACGACCGGACGCACUAUCGCAUGUGACUGAGGCAGUACAAGACGAAACGUCCACGGAGACUCAUGACGAUGCCGAAGUUCCGAGUGACAUUUCUGGAACGACCAUUGCACCCACUAAGAUUGCACCGGAGGCGCCAGAAGCUGAUCAGGUAUCAGCUGAGGAGGAUGAUGAGGAGGCAACUAGCACGCCCAAACCAGCGCUUGAUGUGAUUGCAGCGUCAAACGAACCGACGACAGCUCGGAAUGACGAGGAUAUUACCGAAUCUGUGAUGACGACGCCAGUUCCACCACAGUUUGUACCACUAGCGGAUGCGGACGAAAAGGAGAAUGAGAUCCAUGAACAUCACGACGAAGCAACGGAGACAAAUGUGGUGCAACAUCAGCCAGAACACGAUGAUGCUGUAUCGUCGGAUGAACGCGAAGAACAGAAGGAAGACGAUAGUCAAGAGAAGCAAGAAGAAACCGAAGAAUUCAGCACCACGACAACUCGUCCGGAACGUGAUGAACUAUCUACUGAGCCGGAAACACACGCGCACGUGCCAUCGAGCGAAGCCGUGAAACCAGAGCAAGACAAACCAGAGGUUAGCACCGAGAAGAAGGAAGCUGCCCAGAAGGCCGAUGAUCAGCCGGAGCAAGACUUCGUAGAGUUGCCACCAGCAGUUGUAGUAACCGAGCUGCCACCAAUACCAACCACCUCAGAUGAACCGUUGGCGAUCGAACAGACACCGGAACCGCCCAAGGAUGAGAUUUUGCCCAACAUGCCAUUAGAGGCAGACUCGCACGUAUUGUCCGACUCGAUGACGACCGAGCAUGCACCUACGUUUGGUGACCGUAAGGAGGACGAUGCACAGGAGCAGGAACAGACUCAUAUACAGCCUGGCGCGGACAUGGAAGAGCCGGUUGAAAUGAACACAAUCAUUCCACUGGAGCAGGACGAACAAAAGGUUGGGCAGCCAACGAACGAAGAGAAUGAACUAGGCUACGAUAAGGAACAGGAUCAUGAGGUUGAGCACGACCAACAUAGCGAGGAAGAUGAUCAAAGUGGCGAAGAACAGGAGCAUGUGACACCUGCUCAAGCUGAAGUACAAACGCACGCAACCCCAGUCGAGGAUAAGCCUGAAGAGGACCAGCAUGUGAUUAGUCCCGACAAGCUUUUCCCGGAAUCGAUUCCAGGCGAAGGUGAUUGUCUAAUAGACGGUGUCACAUACGAGAAUGGUGCUAGCGUACCACCGAGUGGUAAAUGUCAGGUGGCGUGCCACUGCUCCAACAGUAUCGUGCACUGCGAAAUGGUACGUUGCAAGGCGGCUCCGAGGGAUGAUUGUACGCCGAAAUCGACACUGUCCGGUGAGUGCUGUCCCACGUACGUCUGCCCGAAGGAAACUACCUCCACGGCAAGUUCCGUAUCAGUGGAAUCGACUGAAGCUUCGACGGAAAGCGAUGCCGAAAGUGACGAGGAGCAACUGUCCGCUGAUGUAAGUGCGGAAUCGUCCGAAUCAUCGACAAAGGCACCUGUUUCCGAUUCACAGUUCACCUCCACAGACGAGGAGGAUGAUGAGUCCAGUCAACCAUCGGAGGCGGAAAGUGAUAGCGCUGGAUUCGAUUUGGAUGAUGAGGUGUUUAAACCAUUGCGUCCGAACGAACCUUUCCUGAAUAUGAAUAUUAACUAUUUUGCUGGUAAUCGUCCAACGACGGCGAACUAUGAUGAUAACAUUAUCUUGAGCACGGCUGCGCCAACCAACUUACCUCCGCUGGUCGACACCGUGAGUGAGACCGUUACAAAACACUCAACAGGAUUGCAUAAGCAAGGACAGCAUAUUCCGACCGAUACCACUCCAUCAGCUGAUGUGUCCACCACCGAGCAGAAGGAAGAAUCGACCACGUUGGGUGAUUUUGCCGAACGCGGCCCAGAAGCAGAGCAAGAUGAGCAGGAAGUAACGCACGUGCAGGACGAAGAAACGCAUUCAACAACGACAAAAACAUUAACAGUGGAAAGUGAAACCACAGCUGUGCCGAUCAAAGAAAAGGUCGAGAGCAGCUCGGUGCAGCAUGAAGUUGUCCAAGUCGAAGUUACUACUAGCGGUGUGGUAAUGGACAAUGAACAAGGCAUUACUACAUCUCCUGCUGCUGACGAAGCGGAAGACGACAGCAACCAGCAACACGAAAUCCAUGCAGAUGACGAACAGGAAAGUGUUCGCGAACCGGAACACGAUUCAACAACGACUCACCCAGCAAUAGCAGGAGAGGUCGACCGAGAUGAUGAACAAGAGCGUCCAAUGCAAACGACGAUUCGCCCUGUAGAGCCAGCGGUAGAAGACGCAACGGAACAUAAACCAACAGAGCAAUAUAUCAACGAUAUAGAGAGUGACGACAGUUCUAGCACAGUUGAAGAUGACGAUAAACCAUCGGCAGUCGCGGACGGUGAAGACAUUCGUGCGCCGGAAGCAACUACAACUCGAGCCUCUGACAUUGAUACGGAACGGGAAACAAUGACCGAAACCCAACUCAAAGCGGUCGAAUCGACGAGUGUUCCAACCAUCAGUACAGACCGAGAGGAAGAUCUCGUGCAGCAAGCAACAACAACGCCAACUGCAGCCCUGGACAAUGAGCUCGAAAGUGGUGAAAGUGCUAGCGAAGAGCAAAAGGACGAAAUUGAGAAUGUAGAGCCUACUGCACCGAGCACUUCAAAAUCAGUGAUAGAUGUUGAACAAACGACACCUUCUGUGCAAGAAGCGGGACCAAAACUAACCACAAUUGCAGAUGAAGAACAAACCUCUACCACUGCUCCAGCUCUCGUUACUGAGAAGGAAUCGGACGUCCCUGUUUCGGUAACUGUACAGAAAGCUACGGAUGAAGAUCGUGAAGAUAUCCGCAAAACGACAGAAGCGACUGUUACGCAGAAGACAACUGUACAAUCUGCCAGUGAUGAUUCACUCAUCUUCCGCGUUGAUGAUGAUGAAGAUGAACCGAUCGUAAAACCGACGCUAGACGAAAAGAUUCCACCUCAGGGUGCAGUCAAACCGACGAUUGACGACAUCAAACCUACUCAGGAUGCAGUGAAACCUCAAACAGCAGACAGGGAGGAAACAGACGAUGACAACCUUAUCAGUCCAGAACAGGAUGGUGGAUUCAAUUUCCCGCAGGACGACGACGAUGAGCCGGAAGAGCCUAUCUUCAAGCCAUCGCUGGAUGACUCGGAACAGCACGUAGCAAUGCCAUUACCAGUGGAAAUUCCUCAGGAAACGGUACCACUUGAACCUGUGGAUCAAAUUAAGGAACACGACGAUAUUGGACAGAGUACCACUAUGCACAGUGAUCAUGUAACAGUUACGCCAACCACCGUUGCACCAUUGAAGCCGGAACAGGAUCGUGAACAGAUCACGCACGAUGAUUCAGAGGAAAGUAACGAAAUCGUAGCGGAUGUUCAUCAGAUCGCUACACCGAUUAAAAAGCCAGACGAGACACCAGUGUACGACGAUAUUGAAGAAAAUGAACAGCAAACAGUCGCACCCACCAAACAUACACCGGAACUAACAACUGUAGGUCAUAAACAGGACACCAAGCCUCAAUCUACCACAGAGAAGUCUUAUGUUACAACGAAUGCGCCCGAAAAGACUGACGAUGAACAAGAACAACCAACGACGACAACUCGCCCUAGUGAAGCAUUUGACGCGAAACCAGCAAUUGAACCGGAACAGGACGAAAAGGAAGAUGAUGAUACAGUUGAUACACUACCAGAUUUGGAAACCGUACAUCCAACAACGACCCGUGCUGUGGCAGCAGAUAGUGCACAGGAUGAGGAGCAAAAGGUUACUACCGUGUCACCCAUCGCUGCCCACGAUGAACACGAACAGGACAAACCUGAUGAACAAGACCAGGACAAACAGACUACUCCAAGAAUUCCGACGCAUGAUGAAGAACAAUCGGAGGAGGAAGAAGAUAAUGAGCAAAUCCAUCUGGAUGAUAAGGAAGAAGAUGUGCCAGCAGCCACAACACCACGAGUGUCUCAGGAUCUCGACAGCCAGAAUGAAGGCGAAACGGAAAAAGAUCAAGUGUCGCAAUCUGACGAUCAAGUCGAAUCAGACGAAGAUGACGCUACAACGAAAGCUACUGUUUCCUACGAUGAAGUGCAAACCACCACAGCAACUGUGGAUGUUAAACCGACACAAAAGGUAAUAACGGAACAGUCUACCACACUUGCACCUUUGCAGGACGUUGUUAAAGAGGAUGAGAAAACGGAAAAACCAGACUUUGGUGCUAUCGAAAAUGAUGAUGCUGAUACCAGUGACGAGGAUGAGGAUGAGCAAAAGGAAACAGUAACGAAAGUACCAGUGGUUCAAACGGCAGCUGACACAUCGGAAGAAUUGAGCACUUCAGCAGAAUCUGUUACUAAAGAGGAUGACGAUAGUAGUUCUGUUACCGAAGCUACCCAGAAGGAUUCUGAAGAAGACCAAAAGGUGGACGACGAUCAGCAAGAUGACCUGACACAGACGACCUUGGCGCCACAUACGAUUCAAGAUAAGAAACAGCAGCCAGAGCCGGAAUCGGACGUUACCGCCAAACCAGCACCAGGUUCUGAACAACCCGCUCCAUUAGAAGAUGACGUAGAUUUCGAGCAAGAGCAGCAGACGGUUGCCAGUCCGACCACAGCGCAAGCUACAGAAGAGAAAGACAAACAGACGACCACAAGUUUGCCGUUGGACGAAGAUAAGCUUCCAGAGUCGUUAAGCACGGAAGCGGAGAAAAUGGGUGUAUCGACCGAGCAAGAGGUCCAGGUUACUACGGUUCGAGCUACUGAAUUCGAUUUUAAUGCUGUCGACAAACAUCAGGAACAUCCGCUAGCAGAGCCUGAGUUCGAUGAUGAUGAUGAUCGAGACGCGGUUGCACACUCAACCACAUUCGCUACGCCCGAACAGCCAAAUGCAACAUAUGAUGCGCCAGAUAAGAAGCCUGCAGAGACGGAAUCUGACGAGAGCGUGUCUACAGAUGAAACAUCGAAUGCACCAUUCGAUGAAUCGGGAAGACCCGAGGCUGACUCACAGGAUGAGAACGUUCCAUCGGUUGUGUCGGUAACUGCUAGAGGGCCCGUCGAUGACGAUGAUUCCCAGGAGGAGGAUGACGAUGGCCCAAUAACGACCGUAACACCGAAACCAGUCCGCGAGGAGGAAAGUUCGACGUCAACUACGGUCGCUGCACCACAGGAACCUGAACAUGAUGAAACCAGUGAAGGAUACCGUCCAAUCGAUAAACAAGAGCCGGAACAAACGAGCGAAACCGUAGGUGCCAGUGUACCAGAAAGCGACGAUAAAGUACAAUCACCUGCAGCGACCACGAUCAAGCCAGCUGAUCCGGUGGAGGCUGCAACUACCUCAGAGGAAGAACAGGACGAAGUGGAACAACCACAAACAGACGAUCUGAACGCGGAUGACGACUCAUCAGAGGAGGAAGAUACACCGGUGACAUUGACGACGACAGUUACGCCAGUGAAAGCUGCCACGACAUCGGAUGUAACGAGUACAUCGCCGAAAGAUAAAACAUCGGAGGAAGUUACUCCUAAAGCUGAGGUGUACACAACGCUGGCGCCGAUGUCGGACUCGCAGGUGACCGAGCAGCAAACCACUGUGCGACAGGAAGAUGAACCAGUAUCAACUGCAGCACCAGUAUCAACUGUAGUACCAGUAUCCACUGUAGCACCAGUAUCAUCUGCAGCCCCAGUACCUUACAGCAACACCACCGCCAUCACUCAACCAGCGGAAGAUGCUAGUCAACCAACUAGUACCACCGUUUUGAAUCAGGAUGAGGAAAAGGAACACACUCUUGCACCGGAGGUUUCGCAGGAUGAAGUAACUGAGGUGACAAGUGCGUCCCCGGCAAUUACCACAUCUCAGCCGUCAGAUUCCAAGGCAGAAGAGCCUGUACGUGAGGUAUCGACAUCAACCCCAGCUCAGGAUGAUAUUUCGCAAUCCACGGUUGCUCCAGUCUUCGGACAGGACGAUAAGCUGGACGAUAGGCUGGACGAGAAGGUGGACGAGAAGCCAGUAGCACCUGUGCAGGACGAAGAACUCCCACAGAAACCACAGCAGCCAGCAGCCGAUGACAGUGACGAGCAGCAAGCUGCCGUUAAGCCAACCUUCUCCGACGAUGAAGAGGACGACCAGCAAAAGGUACAGGAACCAGAGUUUACGGGACUGCCUGAUGAUAGUAGCGCCCCAGCGAAACCCACCCAACAACCGGAAACUGUCGGACCAUCGUAUGGAGCACCGGGCCAGCACUACGACACCGGCUACGGCCAUAUGCCACCACACUACCCACCGUCCUCCUACGAGGAUGACUACGGCGAAGAGGAAGAUCCGGCCGCAUUUGGUCCCGGCACUUGCCGCUACGGUGGCAAGCUGUACGUUUCCGCCCAACAGAUACCGCGCGACGAUCCGUGCGAUUUCUGCUUCUGCUUCCGCAGUGAUAUUAUCUGCCUCCAACAGUCUUGCCCACCGCCAAUUAGCGGCUGCAACGAAGAGCCGAUAGCCGGUUUCUGCUGUCCGCGGUACGAAUGUCCAGUUUCGAUGGCAACCGUUUUAAACGUGACGACCAGCACGACCACCACAACGACCACGCUGCCGCCACACUUCCUGUCGCACGCCUACAAGGGACAUGUGCAAAAGCGCGGCUGCCAGAUUCAGGGCAAGCCGUACAACGUCGGUGAAACGGUUGCGUCCGCUUCCGGCCCUUGCAUGAGAUGCACGUGUGGCGGAGACGGUCAGAUGCAGUGUGAACCGAAGGCCUGCAGUCCUGAGCCGAUGCUGCAACAGAUGAUUGCCGUGGCAGCGGCCAGAAGAAGAUGAGCGGAUACGUCGGAGAACUGGGACCGGGUUAGAGCUGAAACAGUACGCCCGUCGCUACACGUCCGUCGCCAGCAAAACGAAUGGGUAGACACGAAGGUCGGUAGACAGUAUGGCGACGACGUCGACAACAGCGAUCGGGAUGCACGAUAUUAGAACUAAGUAAGCUUAAGUACGGACUGAGGGUGACUCAACGGACGACAAUGUACGCUAGCGAUAGAAGGACACGAAGAUGUUGAUAGAUUAGCACGGCUAAAGGAAGAAAAACGCUCAGAAACACACACACACAUAUACAUACACUCACACCAGAUCGACACAAACCGAUACCGGUAUAGCGCCAUACACUUUUAGGCGAUCAGUAUGUACAUCCAUCGCUUCCGUUUCCGAUGUGGUUAAUGUUUUAGUUUUUUUUAAACACAUUUUUAAAGUUCUAAAGUGCUUUCAAGUUUUCGUUUGUUUUUUUAAACAAAACAUGAAUUACUAUCUCUUGAUUGCACCUGUCUAGGCAUUGUAUGUGUUCAACAGCAAACAGUGCAGAACAAUAGAGACUUAGGCAAGUUGUUCUUGUUUCGAUAAUCAUCAUCAUUAACCAUCAGCGACUAUACGACUCUCCGCUUAUGUUUGACAACGGUUGUUAAGGACUCGCUGUACAAGGGCCCGCAUAGCGGGCAUUCUUUCAUGCACAGAGUCUACCUUUAUCUGCCGAUUGUAUCUGCUUGCCGCACACUUGUCAAAAACAAAAGGACUCUCACUGAGGAGGUACCUCUGUAUGAGGUACUGUCCUGGAUGAAAGCGUCAAUUAGCCAAGUUUAAACCCUUCCCCUGCCAGCAUGUGUGACGGCUCGUAGGCGAUUGACAGAGUGUGUCUCAAAAAGCUCGAAUGUUACCAGAAGUGCAAACGUCGAACAUCAGACUGCUCCAUCCCCAGGCACUACACACAGGCAGAGAAUCACGGUAUAGUUGCAUACCCCUGCGCAUAAUUUCUUGCUCCCCUGAUUAAUGUGCUCAGCCGCCCGAUGAUUGACCGGUCGGAGCAGGUGCCGACAACCAGAUGGUAUAUGCACUCCCUCGGCUGUCGGCCUACUUUUCGAACUGAAGACUAUCGACUGGUAAACCGCUAGAGUGUACGGCACACAGUCGAUAGUAGUCAGGUGGACUUAUUGCUUCCGACGUCAACCCCGUUUCGAAAAGGCUCAUACGAUCGCUUGAACUUUUGGCAAAUGCUGAACGCAUUAGUUUUUUUUCUCUUCUGUUUGUUGUUUCUAACUUAGAGGACACUGAGAGGAUGUCCGUAUCGCGCACGCUUGUUCGAAAUUGGUCAGCGUAGUCCUUUAACUAGUGUUCUGUAGUAUCCGCUAUAAAACUUGUUGUUUGCUAUAAGUCUUAUUGGUAGAUGCUAUAAAAGAGACGUUAAAGGUGACGAUCGGAUACGCGAACGUAAUUUACACAUCCCCCGGCGGGCAUCGUGGAAUUUCGUUUCGAAUCAAUUU
Molecule: messenger RNA, 10451 nt
Organism: Anopheles funestus (African malaria mosquito)
Lineage: Eukaryota; Metazoa; Arthropoda; Insecta; Diptera; Culicidae
Product: mucin-17
Exons: 7
Coding region: 697-8964 (2755 amino acids)
Molecular function (GO): protein binding
Source: RefSeq, a predicted model, not a curated record